AUGCUAUUUCCGCAACCAAUUGCAGUAGCAUUCCUGAACUUGUGGUUGCUGCUAUCUUUGAAGCUUGUUUCCGUAUUUGUCUUUCACAUGUCAAGACUGAUGCACGUUGUCUCACGGUCUCUCACCGCCCUCUACGUCAACCAGUCGUCGAAAACGCUGCGGAUGUCUAGCCUGUCCAUGGUUGGAAUGAUGAGUCUGUACAUACUAGUGUGCGUUAUUGUUUAA
This is a messenger RNA of Colletotrichum abscissum, 225 nucleotides long. RefSeq lists its product as uncharacterized. Lineage: Eukaryota; Fungi; Ascomycota; Sordariomycetes; Glomerellales; Glomerellaceae. The transcript has a single exon. The record is from RefSeq and is a predicted model, not a curated record. Bases 1 to 225 code for a protein of 74 amino acids.